Molecule: messenger RNA, 1104 nt
Organism: Sphaeroforma arctica JP610
Lineage: Eukaryota; Ichthyosporea; Ichthyophonida
Exons: 3
Coding region: 1-1104 (367 amino acids)
Source: RefSeq, a predicted model, not a curated record
AUGGAGUCCAGGGUCGAGCUCGGUAGCAGUGCCAAUGUUGAUUACGAGAUGAAACUAGAGAACACUCAUAGACCCGUUUACAAGAAUAUGGGGUUCUUGGUCGCCGUGGGAUUAGUAAUGGCUGGUUGUAUUGCGGCAGCCGUGUCAAUCCCGUUUUCUUCAAACAACGGUGUCAACAUCGCUGGCGAAUCGACUACCCAAACUAUGUCUCGCUCCAAGCGACAGGUUACAGAGAAAUCAAUUACAACCAUCAACACUGGAUUAUUCGGCGCAGUCGCCAAUUACGAUGAGCGCAGAGGGUUAUUUGUCGACGCACUCAGGGACGAGAAUGAGCUGUGGUAUGGAAAAGACGUCGAGCUCUUGCUAUCUGAUAAAGAAUGGACCACGCGGUAUCCGUACGCCUACUUCUUCAACAAAGAGGAAAUGAAAAUGAGAGAAAACGGCGAGGAUGUUCCCAGUCUAUGCCCUACUAAAACAAUUGGGGCGCUUCUUCAGCUUGUCAACAUGGAGAGUUGCAAAGACAAGUUCAACGCGGCCAUCGAUAUGACUGGCAAGGGAUAUGAAGACCUGGUGGAUGAUCUAUUUACACUUUUGGAAUGCUGGGAAGUGGAGGCUCCGGUGAUGUUUGAUUCCAUUUACAAUGACAAGUCAUGUUAUGGAUGUCUUAUCAACGCUGGAUCAUCUGGAAAUAUCAAGAGGAUGGCAAACUGUAUGAGGGGCAGCACCAAACGCUUGCCUAACGAUCAAGCCUUCGAGUCUUUCUUGUACGGUUUGGCCUUGUGGUCUAAGGUACCCCUCACUAACAACGAGGGCAACACCUUGGAAUGGGCUGUGGUUCCCCGGGCAUAUAUAUCUGCUGAGUACGAAGUGGAUGGGGUGAAGGGGGGCAUUGUAUGUACACAUGUCGCUGUCGAGGGCAAAGAACAACAAACACAGUUUGAAACGAUUACGAACCAUGUCGCAGCACGUGAAGCGGAGGGAGUAACUGAAUGGUUGUUGGCAGGUGAUUUGAACUGUGGGCCCAAAAGCGCCGCAGUAUCGCACAAAACCCUAACACUGAUGACACCAAUGGAGUUACCUCCUCUGACAAGCUUAUUGAGCUAG